CCGCCGCCGCCCCCUCCUCCUCCCACAUCCCCUUCCCUCCCCCUCCCCUCCUCUCCCCUCUGCCCCCCCCCCCACCAUGAGGAUGAUGGCCGCCGGCGCGGUGCACGGCCUCUUCACGGCCUCCGCGGCCCCGCAGCCGCCGCCGCCCCCGCCGCCGCCGCCGCAGCCCCAGCCUCCCCAGCAGCCGUCGCCGCCGCCACAGCAGCCGCCGCCGCCGCCGCCGCCGCAGCCGCAGCCGCAGCAGCAGCCGCCGCCCCAGGCCCCCCCCAUGGAGCCCGAGGCCCCGGAUUCCCGCAAGAGGCCCCUCGAAACGCCCCCCGAGGUGGUCUGCACCAAGCGCAGCAACACGGGAGAGGAGGGUGAAUACUUCCUGAAGGUGCUGAUCCCUAGCUACGCGGCGGGCUCCAUCAUUGGAAAGGGCGGGCAAACCAUCGUGCAGCUACAGAAGGAGACGGGAGCCACCAUCAAGCUCUCCAAGUCCAAAGACUUCUACCCCGGAACCACAGAGCGAGUAUGCCUGGUUCAGGGCACAGCAGAGGCCUUGAAUGCUGUGCACAGCUUUAUUGCCGAGAAGGUCCGAGAAAUCCCACAAGCGAUGACCAAACCUGAGGUGGUCAACAUCCUUCAACCCCAAACCACAAUGAACCCCGACAGAGCCAAGCAGGCCAAGCUGAUCGUCCCCAACAGCACGGCGGGCCUGAUCAUCGGCAAGGGCGGCGCCACCGUGAAAGCCGUGAUGGAACAGUCGGGGGCCUGGGUGCAGCUGUCCCAGAAGCCGGAGGGCAUCAACCUGCAGGAGCGCGUGGUGACGGUCAGCGGCGAGCCCGAGCAGGUGCACAAGGCGGUGAGCGCCAUCGUGCAGAAGGUACAGGAGGACCCCCAGAGCAGCAGCUGCCUCAACAUCAGCUACGCCAACGUGGCCGGCCCCGUGGCCAACUCCAACCCCACCGGCUCGCCGUACGCCAGCCCCGCCGACGUGCUGCCAGCCGCGGCCGCUGCCUCCGCCGCGGCCGCCGCCUCCGGCCUGCUGGGCCCCGCGGGGCUGGCCAGCGUGGGCGCCUUCCCCGCCGCCCUGCCCGCCUUCUCGGGCACGGACCUGCUGGCCAUCAGCACCGCCCUUAACACGCUGGCCAGCUACGGCUACAACACCAACUCCCUCGGCCUGGGCCUCAACUCGGCCGCCGCCUCCGGGGUCCUGGCCGCAGUGGCCGCCGGUGCCAACCCCGCCGCGGCCGCCGCUGCCAACCUCCUGGCCUCCUACGCGGGGGAGGCCGGGGCCGGGCCGGCCGGAGGGGCCGCCCCGCCGCCGCCCCCGCCGCCCGGAGCCUUGGGGUCCUUCGCGUUGGCCGCGGCCGCCAACGGCUACCUUGGGGCCGGGGCGGGCGGUGGGGCGGGCGCCGCGGGUGGCCCCCUGGUGGCCGCCGCCGCGGCCGCAGGGGCGGCCGGGGGCUUCCUGACGGCAGAGAAGCUGGCGGCCGAGAGCGCCAAGGAGCUGGUGGAGAUCGCGGUGCCUGAGAACCUGGUGGGAGCCAUCCUGGGCAAGGGGGGCAAGACGUUGGUGGAGUACCAGGAGCUGACAGGUGCCCGCAUCCAGAUCUCUAAGAAGGGCGAGUUCCUGCCCGGCACACGGAACCGGCGGGUCACCAUCACGGGCAGCCCCGCGGCCACGCAAGCCGCUCAAUACCUCAUCAGCCAGCGGGUCACCUACGAGCAGGGAGUGAGGGCCUCAAACCCCCAGAAGGUGGGAUGAGGCCUGUGGUGUGUGCUCCCACCCUCCUCCCGAUGCCGCCUCCUCCUCCUCCUCCUCCUCCUCCUCCUCCUCCUCCUCCUCCUCCCCAACUCUUGGCCUCAGCUCCGGGUGGUCCCGCUCCUCCUGGGAUUGGGGCUGGGGUUGGGGUUGGUCUGACGGCACCCCCCUUCCUUCUGGUAGUUCGUAGGCAGGAUUGAGAGAUGGCUGGGGAUGGAGCCCAAAGCUCCUUCCCUGGCCCUGAACGGACCCCUUCCUUCCUUCCUUCCUUCCUUCCUUCCUUCCUUCCUUCCUUCCUUCCUUCCUUCCUUCCUUCCUUCCUUCCUUCCUACGCUUGGCUGGGCCUGACUCUCC
Messenger RNA from Pipistrellus kuhlii (Kuhl's pipistrelle), 2101 nucleotides. It is a transcript of the gene NOVA2, whose product is annotated as NOVA alternative splicing regulator 2. The transcript is spliced from 4 exons. NCBI's taxonomy places the organism in Eukaryota, Metazoa, Chordata, Mammalia, Chiroptera, Vespertilionidae. Gene Ontology annotation, molecular function: mRNA binding. Bases 77 to 1750 code for a protein of 557 amino acids. Gene Ontology annotation, biological process: regulation of alternative mRNA splicing, via spliceosome; mRNA splicing, via spliceosome. The record is from RefSeq and is a predicted model, not a curated record. Gene Ontology annotation, cellular component: nucleus; cytoplasm.